Alosa alosa (allis shad) is the source of this 1416-nucleotide messenger RNA. RefSeq names its product keratin, type I cytoskeletal 13-like. Bases 1 to 1383 code for a protein of 460 amino acids. Lineage: Eukaryota; Metazoa; Chordata; Actinopteri; Clupeiformes; Clupeidae. Gene Ontology annotation, molecular function: structural molecule activity. The transcript has 7 exons. The record is from RefSeq and is a predicted model, not a curated record.
AUGGCCAGCACUUACAGCCGUGUCUCCAUGUCCUCAUCUGGCUCCAUGCGUGGGGGGUCCUCCAUGGGCGGAGGGCUCUCCAUGGGCGGAGGGAUGUCCAUGGGCUCUUCCGGACUCUCCCUGUCUGGAGGUAGUGCCCGCAUGAGCGUCAUGAGGGCCGGGAGCGUGUACGGAGGGGCAGGUGGCGCUGGCGUGCGCAUCUCUGGCGCCUCCCGGACCCUCUCCAUGGGUGGCGGCGGCGGUGGUGGCUACGGCUUCUCCUCCGGCGGAGGGUACGGAGGAGGCUACAGCAUGUCCAGCAGCAUGGAAGGAGGCGUCAUCGGCAACGAGAAGUUCACCAUGCAGAACCUCAACGACCGCCUGGCAUCCUACCUGGUCAAGGUGCGCACCCUGGAGAAGGCCAACGCCGAGCUGGAGCUGAAGAUCAGACAGUACAUGGAGAGCAAGACUGGACCUGCUGCCCAUGAUUUCAAGGGUCACUUUGGAGUCAUCAAUGACCUCAGGGGCAAGAUUCAGGCAGCUCUUCUGCUUAAGGGCAGUGUGCACCUCAACAUCGACAACGCAACUCUGGCAGUGGAUGACUUCAGGGUCAAGUAUGAAGCUGAGCUGAACAUGCGUCAGUCUGUGGAGGCAGACAUCGGUGGACUGAGGAGAGUGCUGGAUGACCUCACCCUGUCCAAAUCCGACCUGAACAUGCAAAUCUCUGGCCUACAGGACGAGCUGGCAUACAUGCAAAAGACCCACCAGGAGGACCUGCUGACCAUACGCGGUCAGGUGAGCGGACAGGUGCAUGUGGAGGUGGACGCGGCACCUCAGGAGGACCUGACUAAGAUCAUGACAGAAAUCCGCGAACACUACGAAGCGGUCGCCGUCAAGAACAGGAAAGAGCUUGAGACGUGGUUCCAGGCCAAGACAGAAUCUCUACAGAAAGAGGUGAAGACAAGCACAGAAGUCCUGCAGACAUCCAGAACAGAAAUCAGCACCGUCAAAAGCACAUACCAGGCGCUGCAGAUUGAGCUGCAGUCCCUACUGAGCAUGAAAGCGUCCAUGGAAGGCACGCUGGCGGAGACUAAGAACCGCUACGGUGGCAUCAUGGCUGGGUACCAGUCUCAGGUGAGCAGCCUGGAGGCCCAGCUCACCCAGCUGCGUGCAGACCUGGAGAGCCAGAGCUCCGAGUACAAGAUGCUCCUGGACAUCAAGACCAGGCUGGAGCUGGAGAUCGCAGAGUACAAGAGGCUGAUGGACGGAGAAGCAGUCAGCUCGUCAUCCUCCAGCUCCAGUUCCAGGACCAAAUAUGUCACAGUGGUGGAGGAAGUGGUGGACGGACGGGUAGUGUCCUCGUCCAGCAGUUCGACCUCGUCCUCCGCAAUCCGCAGGUACUGAUGAACCUGCUUCUGUGGGCCUCGGAAACUCCUC